AUGGGGCAGGGAUUCUCCUUGUCGACGCUCUCGGCAGGCUCGGCCAACAUCGAUGUACCGGAGCUUGCAGACCUACAGUAUGAGAAGUCGUUGGGUGCAGCCCGAUUCAUGAAAGCCGUCAGGGCACGCCAUAAGGACGGCCUUGUCGUGGCUCGAGUAGUCCCAAAACCAUACGCUCACAUCGACUUUCAAGACCACGUCAAACGGCUGCUCCAUGAGCGCAAAGUGCUUGCCGAUGUGCCAAAUGCACUGGCAUAUCACCGUGUCAUCGAGACUGCAUCUUGCGGCUAUCUGAAGAAAUGGCUCUCGUUCCAGCUUCUCUGCGCUGUAAGGGACUGUCAUGCCAGAAACAUCUUUCACGGCGACAUCAAGACUGAAAACGUCCUGGUUACGUCUUGGAACUGGCUGUACCUCGCUGACUUUUCCUCGUCGUACAAACCAGCACAUUUGCCAGAAGACAAUCCAGCUGACUUCUCCUUCUACUUCGAUCUCUCAGGUCGCCGGACUUGUUACCUGGCGCCCGAAAGAUUCCUCGCUGCCGGACAGCAACCCGAGGGUGAAGGCGACGUCAACUGGGCCAUGGAUAUUUUCAGCGUAGGCUGCGUCAUUGCUGAACUGUUUCUUGAAGCACCCAUAUUCUCCCUCAGUCAGCUGUUCAAGUACCGACAAGGCGAAUACAAUCCUGAACACUCUCAUCUCAGCAAGAUCCAGGAUCGGAACAUACGCGAAUUGACUCUGCACAUGAUUCAGAUUGAUCCUAAUUCCAGGAUGACUGCAGAGGAUUACCUCACACACUGGAAAGGCAAGGUCUUUCCCACCUAUUUCUAUGGCUUCCUCCAACAAUACAUGUAUUCCAUUACCGAUCCCUCUUCCGGCCGAAAACCUGUCACGACUGGCUCAGAACACCUUGGUGAGCCAGACGAACGUAUAGACAGGAUUUUCAGUGACUACGACAAAAUCUCUCAUCUGCUGUCAAGUGAGGAAGGAAAAGAGCCAGGCAGGCCCGAGUACUCACCCCCUGGGCCAAAUACGAAACUUUUCCCACUCUUCGUGAAUAUCCCAAACUAUCAACAUCAGGCUUCACCAGAACGAAGCUUAGCUGUUGAUGAUGGCAACUUGAUUUUUCUGACUAUUGUCGUAUCUUGCUUACGGGGUACUGCAAGAGCCUCAGCUCGUGUUCGAGGCUUGGAACUUCUCCUGGCCUUUUCAGAGCGGUUGACGGACGAAGCCAAGCUUGACCGUGUCAUACCCUACGUAGCUCAACUGUUAGCCGACAAGUCUGAGCAGGUCAAAAUUGCUGCGCUGCGCUCUCUGACCCAGAUUCUUGCCAUGGUACAGGUCGUCUCACCCAUCAAUGCUUACAUUUUCCCCGAAUAUGUCCUUCCAAGGCUGGAAGCAUAUCUCCCAGAUUCUUUUGGGAAAUCCGGCUCCCUUGUGCGUAUGCAGUAUGCACUGUGCAUCGGGACUCUGGCAACAACUGCAGCAAAGUACCUUGACAUGAUCCAAGCACUACGUGCCGAAGGUUCUCUAGCUACGGCUGAUCCAGAAACCGAAGAUGGCAUGUCUUCAUCUACGACUCGUAACCAGUUCGAUUCAGAUCGCCGAAUCUUAAUUGAGGCUUUUGAGAAGCACACCAAAUCCCUUCUCACCGACACUAAUGCUUCUGUACGUCGAGCCAUGCUUCGGUCCGUCUCCGAUCUCUGUGUCUUUUUCGGUAGUCCCCGAGCAAAUGACGUAGUCCUCAGUCACCUGAACACCUAUUUGAAUGAUCCGGAUUGGAUGCUCAAGUGCGCAUUUUUCGAAAGCAUCGUAGGCGUUGCUGUCUUUGUUGGAGGCGCCAGCCUAGAAGGCUAUAUCCUACCUCUGAUGGUCCAGGCAUUGACAGAUCCUGAAGAGUUUGUGAUAGAGAAAGUCAUCAGGUCGCUGUCUUCGAUGGCAGAGCUUGGUCUACUUCAGCGCUCUAAGACAUGGGAGUUAGUGGAUAUAUUGGCAAGGCUGACCAUGCAUCCAAACCUCUGGAUUCGAGAAGCAGCAGCUGAAUUCAUCUCUGCUGCUUCAAGAUAUUUGUCGGUGGCUGAUACGCAUAGCAUAUUGGUUAAUCUCAUCAGGCCCUACCUCAAAGUCCUUCCUGCAGAGUUCUCAGAAUUGCGCAUUCUAGAAUCUUUGAAGAGUCCAAUGUCCCGUCUGCUACUGGAGAUGGCUUCUAACUGGGCACAACAAGCUCAGAGAGGGCACUUCUGGCUGGCUGCUAGACAUCAGCAAACAUUUACUUUCGGGUCAUCGGAUGAUAGUCUUCCAACCGUUUCAGGUCGGGAGCUUGACCAGAAGGUUUUACAGCGAUUACCCAAAAAUGAGGAGGAUGAGCUGUGGUUACAAAAGCUUCGCAACGCGGGAAUGAAUGCUGACGAGGAGUUCAAAUUGGUAGCACUUAAAGAGUUCAUUUGGCGAAUAAGUCAUCGCCGGCGCUCUGAAAAUCUUUCAACGCCUACGACAAAGUUCAACAGCAUCGUGACGCUGAAAGAUCUUGGCGUGAAGGCGCAGACCGUGCUGUUCGAUGAGGAUGUACGUCAGGUUAUGGAGCACACUAAGAAGACGUAUGCUCUAGAAGAGCAGCUGCCACCUCGCACAAUCAAGGACGCCCUUUUGGAUGCAUCGACUACAGAGGCCGAUGGGCUAAAUGACCGGAUGCCGCGUUUCGAAAGUCAAGCUGGGCGAUUGGUCCGCGAAGAGAGAGGUAUCACGAUUCCUUCUCGGUCAAGAACACACCCAAAUCUAAGCGAUCAACAUUCGCCAUCUUCUGGAUCUGAAAUGCGAGCGAAUUCACUAAAGGUUUCGAAAAUAUCCUCCUCACCCUCGGGUUCAGUCACAUCUACAGAUCCCUCGACCGGGCUUCGGCAUCACAAAAGUGCAUUAGGGCUUCUUGGAAAAGGAGAGAAUAAGGCUGUAGCAGAAAUUGGUACAACAUCUGCGAACGUUCUCGGAAAGGUUGAUGGCCUCCAUGCACGCGAGUCCUCUCGAUCCCGACAGCCGAAAUCACCACUUGCAGUAGACAGACUUGACCGAACUCCGCUACAGAUACGUUUCCGAAACGCACACAACUACACAGGGAACGAUCCGGCAAUAUUGAAGUUGUUGGAUUCAAUGCUUCUUGAGCGCUUCCCAGCUGAUGAGAUUGAGUUUGGUCCCCGGAUACAGUCUCCCACUCAGCGGCAACCUAUCAAACACAAGGAUGCGCAACGAUUACCUAUAGGUACUCCAUGGCGCCCAGAAGGUACAUUGGUUGCAAGUUUUGGCGAGCACACUGCCGCAGUGACCCGCAUAUUGGUGUCGCCUGACCAAGGCUUUUUCAUCAGUGGGUCUGAUGAUGGAACUGUGAAGAUCUGGGACACCUCACGUCUCGAGCGCAAUAUUACUCGUAGAUCUCGACAGACAUACAGAUUGGGAGAAGACGUCAAAGUCACGAGUCUUGUCUUCGUUGAGCAAACAUAUUCCUUUGUUGCGACGGGUAAUGAUGGAAGUGUUCAUGUGGUGCGCAUAGACUAUCUCCAAGACCACGAUGGCAACGCUAAAUUUGGCCGACCACGAUUGCUUCGCGAAUACCAGUUGGUCAAGGGGGAUUUCGCCGUCUGGUCGGAACACUACAAUGGCGACGGCAGAUCUGUCCUGCUUUUGACUACCAAUACGUCGAAGAUUAUUGCUCUCGACCUGCGGACUAUGAACUUGCUCUACACUCUCCAGAAUCCGCUGGACCACGGAACACCAACCUGCUUCUGCAUCGACCGAAAAGCGCACUGGCUGCUGUUAGGAACAUCGCACGGCGUGCUCGAUCUGUGGGACCUUCGGUUCAUGCUGCGUCUCAAGGCCUGGGUUUGCCGCGGUGCAUCGCCUAUUUACCGACUGUAUCAAGUAUAUCUGCCAAAGACAAAAAAGACCAGACUAUAUAUUGCUGGGGGAAGUGACCAAGCCGAAGUAACGGUUUGGGACUUUGAGAAGCAUAUUUGCAAAGAAGUAUAUCGUACUGGCUUAUGCAAGGAUGUCGGCAACAGGAGUAUGACAUUAUUGGAUCUUGACGAAGAGAGGUCAGGCGGAAUGCUUGGACGCUUUGCUACAAGUGUUGAGCCUACCGCUAGUUCCACGGCAGAUCGAGGCAUCCGAGCGAUUGCAGUACAUACACAGACGACGGAUGACAAGGGCGACCUGAAACACACAUUUCUACUCACAGCAGGUCCAGACUGGAAAGUUCGGUAUUGGGAUACUAGUCGCGCUGACUGCUCACUUAUAGUCAGCGGCCUUGAAGCUGAUGAAGGAAAGCCGCAGUACGUUGUCUCCCAACCAAGCCCAGACACUGUCGUAGUCUCCGAGCAAUUGCAGCAGACUAUGACUCAGAACAGCAAUGGAAGAGAUAGUAAAGGGAACGCGUCCAGUAAGAAGGGACCCGGGAAACCAUUGAGAUCUAGUGCAAUUGCUUCGCAGCAGCAACAUCUUCUGAAAAGUCAUAUGGACUGUAUUCUUGAUGUGGCAUUUAUCGAACAACCAUGUGGGAUUAUCAUUUCAGCCGAUCGGUCUGGGGUGAUUCAUAUGUAUACAUAG
Molecule: messenger RNA, 4590 nt
Organism: Bipolaris victoriae FI3
Lineage: Eukaryota; Fungi; Ascomycota; Dothideomycetes; Pleosporales; Pleosporaceae
Exons: 3
Coding region: 1-4590 (1529 amino acids)
Biological process (GO): macroautophagy; protein phosphorylation; autophagy of peroxisome
Cellular component (GO): nucleus-vacuole junction; late endosome; phosphatidylinositol 3-kinase complex, class III, type II
Molecular function (GO): ATP binding; protein binding; protein serine/threonine kinase activity
Source: RefSeq, a predicted model, not a curated record